Danio aesculapii is the source of this 777-nucleotide messenger RNA. It is a transcript of the gene stmp1, whose product is annotated as short transmembrane mitochondrial protein 1. NCBI's taxonomy places the organism in Eukaryota, Metazoa, Chordata, Actinopteri, Cypriniformes, Danionidae. The transcript is spliced from 3 exons. The record is from RefSeq and is a predicted model, not a curated record. The coding region runs from base 151 to 291 and encodes 46 amino acids.
UUGUAACAAGACUACUUCCGCUGUGUUGAUGUUGUCAUGCUGAAGCUAAGCUAGUUGACGGCUAACCUUGUCAAACUCGGGAACAUUCGAGCUUUCGGGACCAUUGUCUCUUAUUUAUUCAGUUUGUUGUCGUCAUUUUAAACUUUAACCAUGAUGCAAUUCAUACUUGGUUUCACUCUGGGGAACGUGGUUGGCAUGUAUUUAGCACAAAACUACGAGGUACCAAACAUUUCAAAGAAAAUCGAGGCCUUUAAGAAGGACGUGGAAGCCAAGAAGAAACCUCCAGAAUGACGGACACAUCAUGAUGAAAACAUAGCUAAUCAUAAUAUCGCCAAUGUUUAAGAGCAAGUGGAUAAUAUAUAGUAGGCCUACAUAUUAUUGAAGUUCGAAGAAGAAAUUAACAGUAUAUUCUUAGUGUCAAAUAGUGCCUCAAAUCGUUUUGAAAAUUGAUGUUUUUCAUUUUUAUGACAGUGUAUUCUCUACUUAAUUGGGUUUGUUUAAACCUGAUUUAUUUGCUGUUGGAAUAUUAUUCUUUAAUAUAUUGAAACCCAAUGAAAAUUUAAAGCAGCGGUCAGUCAAAGUGAAACUAGCUUUCAAUGCGGUUUCUCUGUAUUUAUUGAGGAGCAACGUGUUUGCAGUGCAAAUUGUUGAAGAACAUUAGAAACUGCUAGUAUUGCAUUGUUUUUCAAGACCAAAUAUUAAAGAAUUCAAUUAAACGCUUCUUAAUGCUAGCGUGUAUUAACGUGAGUAUAUAUAAAUAAAGAUUUUAAGCUUUCA